AUGAGCGACAGUGGUAAAGAAAGCAGUUUUCAACAGUACACGAAGAAAAUGCGGAUCGUCAAAAAAGCUUCUGCCCAACGCAGCUCGCUCUCAGAAUGGCUGUACGACUAUCUACCCAGUCUCACAGUCUUGUUGACUAAACGAAUCCAUCUUGACCCAAACGUCUGUCAGAGUAUCGAAGCAGAUGGCUAG
This is a messenger RNA of Plasmopara halstedii, 192 nucleotides long. RefSeq lists its product as uncharacterized. NCBI's taxonomy places the organism in Eukaryota, Oomycota, Peronosporomycetes, Peronosporales, Peronosporaceae. The transcript is spliced from 2 exons. The coding region runs from base 1 to 192 and encodes 63 amino acids. The record is from RefSeq and is a predicted model, not a curated record.